Molecule: messenger RNA, 376 nt
Organism: Chaetomium strumarium
Lineage: Eukaryota; Fungi; Ascomycota; Sordariomycetes; Sordariales; Chaetomiaceae
Exons: 1
Coding region: 33-251 (72 amino acids)
Source: RefSeq, a predicted model, not a curated record
CGGUUUUGCAAGAUUUCGCAGCACGAUAAGGUAUGUUAUUUGUAAUGUAUAUUUCCGGCUUGUACCCUGCUGUGUGUAUGUGUGCACAGUCCCUGGGCUCUCCCUCAGUGAGUUUGUGGACCCUGUUUACACUGUAUCCACCUUCGCGCAUGUAUGUGCUUUCAGCUCGCCUCAUUGCUUCACCGACACUGAUCUCCAAACCACGCUCCAGGUUGAUAUCGCAGUAUUCUUGUGUAACUGAUGCCCAGUAACACGCUGUGACUUUCACCCUUAUACGGACUGCGCCAUGUCAGGGCAAGGAGUUAAGGACAUCCUGAAGAAAGGCUGGCAUCCCGAGAAGGAAGGAACGUCUCUCAAGGGGCAGGUGGUAUGUCAA